This is a messenger RNA of Triplophysa rosa, 7100 nucleotides long. RefSeq lists its product as uncharacterized. The record is from RefSeq and is a predicted model, not a curated record. Lineage: Eukaryota; Metazoa; Chordata; Actinopteri; Cypriniformes; Nemacheilidae. The transcript is spliced from 3 exons. Bases 968 to 6499 code for a protein of 1843 amino acids.
UCUGGAUAUGAAGAAAAAUGUAUCAGGCACUAGGACCCAGUCAAGUGGAGAGCAGGAAUGUAGGGCUUGGGCACCUGACCUUCAGUUGCUGUCUGCUGAAAGAAACCAUCUAAAACAUCUACCAAGGGGAUUGCGCUGCCUGAAGUGCCUGCAGAUUCUUCACCUGUCUUAUAACCAGAUACCUGCAAUAGGGCCUUAUGACUUGACCAACUCCACUAGUCUGAAAGAGCUCCAUCUCCAUCAUAACUGCAUCAAAAGCAUUCACUUACAUGCCUUUAUUGACCUGAAACAGCUGGAGGUAACAUCUCAAAACUAUUACACAAUUUCACCUGUUUGGAAGUGUGCGCCACCUAGUGGGAACUUACAAUUAAACCAAUACCCUCGUGUAAUUUGGAUUUGUUUUUAAACUUCUAAAGCAUUAGUACACCGAAUAAUUAAAAAUGAGCUAUCUUACUCACUCUCAGGCCAUCCACGAUUUUUAUGACACUGUUUCUUUAGUAGAACAGCAGAUUUUAAAAAUGGUGAUUGAUAAGAUUCAAGUCCACAGGUGCCUUGUCUGUAACACUCAAAAAAGCAGAUAGAAGCAACACAAAAGUAAUCCUCGCAGCUCCUGAUGAUAUGAAGAGAAACAUUCACCUGUGCAAGAAACUAAACAUUCACAAUGUCUUGAUCAUUCCAGGUUCUGGAUCUGAGCUAUAACCAGCUGGCCACCAUACCUGUUCCUGCCUACCAGUCUUUACGGAGCCUGAAUGCUUUGGUGAACGUCUCCUUCAACAGAUGGACGUGUGACUGCAACUUGAAGGCCUUGAGAAGAUGGAUAAGUUUUGAUACCGAAGUGGGUGAUGAUUCCUGGAAAGUAGUGUGUGAUUCUCCAUCGCAGCAUGCUGGGAAAGAUCUGCUUCAUCUGAAAGACUCAGAUCUCACUUGUCCAACACAUAACUACAGCACAUCUGGUCGCUAUCAUAACAUGCUUGUGGAUGAAGGGGCGCAGAUAUUAAUUUCCUGCCGCAAUCACAGUCAAGAUUCCAUGCAAGUUCAUUGGUGGACCCCACAUGGCCAAGUCACAGAACCCCAACCACAGCUUCUAAUUAAGGACAUCACAGAGCAGCAUGAAGGACUUUAUAUAUGUGUUUCAGGUCUCCAAGGGGAGCACAUAUCUGUUUUUGAUAUACAAGUUUACACAAAAGCCAGUGACCACAGACCACGGCGAGAAGCACCAAUUAUCCAGGAUGAACAUGUUGAGCAAGACAAUACAAAUGUGCCCAGGAAUAACCCUUUGGUACGACAAGGAACAAAGACCCAGUCAGAAUUUGUUACUGCUGUCUGCCUCUCUGUCUUCAUCACAUUCAUUGUGGCUUUUAUUCUUGGUGUUCUUUUGAGACCACUUUUAGACAAAUUAUGGAGGAGAAUACGAUCGAAGAAACAAUCCAGUCCAUCACCAACAACAUCUAGAGCUUCUUCCACAGAGCCUCAGCCAUAUGUGAAUGAAGGGUAUUCUGAUGCAGGUGACCAAGAACGAGUCGCAAGAGUGGGAUCAAGAGUUACAUUUGGUGAAAUCACAGAAGUGGGGGAUCAAGGAAGUAACGUGCCUUACUAUGUCACCGUAGAGGAUGUCCAUUCAGAUGGCUCCUCUGAGAGCAACACAGAGGUUGAGAAUGCAUAUGAGCAUAUAGAGAAAAAUAAACAGUCUGAAUGGAGAGAGCAGGCCCCUGAGAUGGAUCAUCACAGAGGAAGAGCAAACAGCAUCAGCAGCAGUUCAACACAGGAGGGCGAAGUGAAUGUUUUGGUAACAAACAAUAAAACACUGGCACCCAACUCAAACACAGUCCUGGAAUUUGAGCCAAUUCCUGAUGGUGAUGUUUACCAACCAAGCAGACGGAGCAGUAAAUCAUCAUCAUCAUCAUCUUCUUCAUCAUCAUCCUCUCACUCAAGACAAAUUCAGAUUGAAAACUUUUCAGGUGAAGUUCGGGAAUUCAUUGAACAAAGCGUUGACCCUCCUGCUGUCACUGUAUCUAUCACUAAAACAACAACAGAGGAUCCAUUUCUAGAACUUAUGAAAGAGUCAGGGUGGCCAGAAAGUUUGACAGAACAGAAUGUUGAUGAUUUGGACACAGAAUUAUGGAAUGACAGUGGAGAGAGUUUUUCUUUCAACGAAGAGUCUGAAAGAGAUCUCUCCAGCUCUGCUUUAGGGAACCCGGUAGAUGACGAAGACACAUGGAGGCAAGGCAACAUAGAAUCACCCACCUUCAAAUUAAACUUUAAUUCACAUGUGACUGGGGUUGACAUACCAUUUGGUAAAGAAGUUUCUGUUGAUGAUGUAAAGAAGCGUGACACAUUAAGCUCCUCUAGUUCGAGUAAAAGUGAUGAUAGUGAGGGACCAAACAGUUAUACUGUAAAUCCAGAAUUACAGGAGCAAUCUGAGAUCUUAAAGGAAUCAUACAGGAAAACAGAUUCAGACUGGACUCCUGAAAAUGCCACUAGAGAUGACAAGUCACAACCUGGUGCUGGUAUUUUUAUCAGACAAGAGACCAUCACCUUGGACCCAUCAGACAUACAUUUGACUUUUACUCAUGAAGAAAGUGUUGAUGAGGGUAUGCAUAUUGAUGACACUCCGAAGAUAAGUGAAGGUGUAUUUGGUAGCUGGGCAAAUGUGUCUGUCGAUGCCGUUCCAAAGGUUAAGCGAUAUGUUCAAUUUAAACAGUCCAAACCUCAAUCCUCAUCUCUGCCAUCAUUGUCUCCUUCCUCAACAAAAAAGAAUGUCGCACCUGAGAUAGAGGUGAAAACAGAAGCUAAAGUUGACUUUAGUUACUUAACACAAGUCAAGGUAUCUGUUGAAGAAAUUCCAAAAGUAAAAAGAUACAUUCAUUUUAAGCAAUUCAAACCUCUUUCUCCAAUUCUUACACCAUCACCUUCCUCAAUCAGUAAAGAUGUUAGGGUGGAGGCAAGAAGAUCUAGCACAUCAUCAUCUGAGGAUGAAGGAAAACUGACCUUUGAGGAAGAUAAAUUCUUCGGAAAAAGAGGUAUGUCCUCUGAUGGACUUCCAAAAGUAAAAAGAUACAUUACAUUUAAGCAAUUUGAACCUUCAUCUCCAAAUCUGUCAGUUUCCAGUCCUUCACCUAAAAUUGAGGCCACGACAAAGGUUGAUAUAUUGGGACAAAUACCUCUGACUGAUCAGAGAAAUCCAUCAAAUUUCAGUCCUGAUGGACUGCCACUAUACCAUGUGCAUCCUACCUAUAGGAUAAAUCAAAGCACACUAAACAGAGACUGUGACACUGAUCGAUCAAGUAGUGAGAGUUCCAGUGAGGAUGAAGAUACAUUUUUAGCAUUCCCAAGAAAACUAGAGUUUAAAACAGAACCUGAGAUUAAAAGAGAACUCGUCACUUCAGACAAAAAUACAGAUACAGUGCUUAACAUUGACUUUGAUAACUCCUCCAGCAGCACAGAUGUACUUGAGAAGAAACAACUUAAAGGUCUAGCAAGACUAAAACUGUUAGGUACUAGAUUAUUUAACAGGCGUGAAAAUGAAACUGGGUCAACUGGAGAAGCUCUUGAUCUGUCUUACAAAACACACUCCAAGUUAACUGAGGACACGGUCCAACAAACCACCAAAGAGGACAGUUUCUUUGCCGAUAUUGGAUUGUCUUUUGAUCAGUUAAAAAGACCUACAAAAUCACUUGCGUUUACUAUCUCUGAUCCUCAAUCACCAGACCAAUUCUCAUCUUGUCCUGCAGACAAGAGAGGAAACACACACGAGGAAAGGGCAGAAUUCAAAUCUAGAAAAUCCAGCUCAAGUUCCUCAUCUGAGGGAGGCAGUAUCAGUUCUCAGCAUGAAGAGCACAUUAUCUUGAGAAAGAGUUUAUCGCAUGAUCACCUACCUAAAGUCAAGAGAUACCUUCAGUUUUCUCAUUCUGCUCCUCAUUAUAAAGCCCAACUGUCAUCUCCUCCUUCAACCACCGGGGUUGUCACAGCUGACUUGAUAGCAAAGACUGAGUCAAGGAGAUCUAGUUCCUCAUCUGAGGAUGAUGUCAAAUCUACUGAAGGUGAAAACUUCUACGGACUUCCUAAAGUAAAAAGAUACAUUGAAUUCUCACGCACUGAACCAUCUUCAACGACACAUCAAGUCAGAAAACAAAGCAUUCCACCAAAAGUAGUGGCACCACCUGUUACCAGGAGGUCAAGUUCAUCAUCAUCUGAAGAAGAAGUGGUGGAGAAAAGUUCAAGCACACCUGUCAAGUCAAAUGUCGAAUCUGAUCCUGAAGGAGACAAUUUCUUUGGGCAAAUAGGUGUGUAUCUUGAUACAGUACCAAAGGUUAAUCAGUACAUUGAAUUUACACAGUUCAAACCUCCUUCCUCAAAUCGGCCAUCAUUGUCUCAAUCCUCAACAAAGAAAAAUGUCACACCUGAGAUAGAGAUGAAAACAGAAGCUAAAGUUGAUGCAUCCCCUGGGGAAGCCAGUUACUUAACACAAGCCAAGGUAUCUGUUGAAAAAAUUCCAAAAGUAAAAAGAUACAUUCAUUUUAAGCAGUCUGAACCUCUUUCUCAAACUCAAAAACCACCACUUUCCUCAAUCAAUAAAAAGGUUAUGGUGGAAGCAAGAAGAUCAAGCACAUCAUCAUCUGAGGAUGAAGGAAAACUGACACCUGGGGAAGAACGGAAAAUAGGUGUAUCUUCUGAGAGAGUUUCAAAGGUGAAGAGAUAUAUUGCAUUUAAACAGUUGGAACCUACUUCCCCAACUCUGUCAGUAUCCAGUCCUUCAACAAAAACUGAGGCCACAACUGGAGCAGUGUUACAAUCUUCGCAGUCCAGCAGCUUAUCUGAAGAUGAAGUCAGUCCUACACCAAAGGAAAGGGAAUUCUUUGGCCAAACAGGCGUUUCUUUAGAAAGACUACCACAAGUAAAGAGAAAUCUUCUAUUUAAACAACAUGUGCCUUAUCUCUCAGUUGUACCACCCACUACUACCUUGAAUACAUUACCUGAGAAUAUAACAAAAGUAGAAUCAAGGAAACUGACCACUUUAUCUGAAGAUGACGAUGUACCAACUGCUCAAGAAGGCAAUUUCUUUGGGCAAACGGGAGCAUCUCUUGACAGAAUACCAAAAGUUAAGAGAUAUAUUAAUUUCACACAGCCUGAAAAUCAGUUCCCUGCUCCAUCGACAACUUCUCAAAGAGUCAACAAAUCUGUUGUAGUUCAUGAAACAAGAAAAUCAAGCACUUCAUCUGAGGAUGUCAAACUAUCUACUAAUGAUGAUAAUAUGACUAGAAAAACAGGUGAAUCCUUUGUAAAAAUCCCAAAAGUAAAGAGAUACGUUAAAUUCACACAAUCUGAAGAUUCCCUGGGUCUGCCGUCUGUAAAAUCCAUAAAGGUGACAGAAACCAAAUCAGCUAAGAAUGAUGUACAACCAGCCACCAGUGAGAACACAACAGAAUCAAGGAGACUGAGCACUUCAUCUGAGGACGAUAUCACAUUAACUGCUACGGAAGACAAUUUUAGAGGGCAAACAGGAAUAUAUCUUGAUAGAAUACCAAAGGUCAGAAGAUAUAUUCAUUUUACACAGCCAGAACAACAUUUCCCUGCUCAUUCAUCCACUUCUCAAAGUGUUGGAAUGUCUGGGAGAAUUCAAGAAAUGAGGAAGUCAAGUACUUCAUCUGAGGAAGAUGUUAAACCAUCUAGAAAUGAUGGUAAUAUGUCAUACAGACAAAUUGGGGCCUCUUUUAGUCAGCCACCAAAGGUGAAAAGAUACAUUGAGUUCAAACAACAUGACCCCUCUUUCCCUGACAACUCCUCAGUUGAGGAUAUCAAACUCAACACAGCACUCAACAAGUUAUCUAUGACUUCAAUAAAAACAUACUCUACACCUAAAGCAAAGGCAGGUGUAGAAACAAGAUGGUCCAGUUCAUCAUCUGAGGCAUCCCCUCCUGGCUCACUGAAAAAAGGAUCUGCUCUGGUAAGAAAGACUGGAUCUGAUUCACUGAUGUCUGCAUUCCCUUACAAACACAACAUCACAACAAAACAGUAUAUAGUAGAACAGACUGGACUAAAACCAGAAUUGAAGAAGUCAGGUUACUUCUCCAGCACCAGCAGAGAUUUAGUUGGACAUGUGGUUAUGGAUGUACCACCCCCACAAAACAAUCCACCAGCAGUUCCACAAACACACCCACCUUCCUACCAAGAACUAGAGGAUGCCAGAGAGUAUCUAAGAGAAAAUUCUGAGGUGCGUCAAAGGCAAGAACGGAGGCGAUUACUUCAGCAAAGAAGAAAGGCAAUGGAAGAGUUUGGCAUUACCUCUCUGUCCUCCACCACACAAGAGGGUAUCAAGCAGGAUGGUGGCUCACAGGUGGAUUAUGGCAGUGCAUCAACAGCAAAUACAGUCGCAUACAGACGCUCAGAAGUAGCUGAAGUCCCGGUUUUGCAGGGUCUUAAAACUAAGAAUAUCUCAGCACACAGAUCCAAGUCACCGGUAGACUCUGUAAAUACAAAAUAUAAAGAAUUUUUAAUUUAGAUUUAAGAAUGUAAUGUAAAUGAAUCCUUAAAAUGCAGGCUUUGUAUAGCUAAGGAGUGUUGGAGUGGGACUGUACUGUAAAUACACUUGAUAUAGUUUAUCUAUUAUGCUAAACUGUCUGAAUUUCAUAUGUUCUGUACACUCUGUAUUCUCGUUUUGUGCUUCACAAUGCCACAGAAUAACCAUUUUUGAAUGUAUGGUUCCAUAAGGAACCUUUUACAUCCAAAGAACCUUUCUGUUCCACAAAAUGUCAUUUGUAGUGGAAAUCGUGUUCUGUAGUUUAUAAAAAAGUAAGUUAUGGUUCUUUGGGCAAACAUAAAUGGUUCUAUGGCAUUAAGAGCGUAUUAAAUAUUAAUAAAAGAGUAUAAACUUACAUAAGAAUGAGUUAUGCAAGAAUGAUAAUAACUAUAAACACAUUUUGUCAAUUUUUGCAGUAAAGAUUAAAAUAAAUAAAUCAUGAGGGUAAUAAAUUUGUAGUCAACAUUUGUCAAAAAAAUCUAAAUCUGUCAACCACUAAACAGAUAAUGAAUUAAAGGGAUAGUUCACCCAAAAAUGAAAAUUCCGUCAUCAUUUACUCACCUGCAGAAGUCCAUACAGGUUU